Megalops cyprinoides (Indo-Pacific tarpon) is the source of this 2555-nucleotide messenger RNA. RefSeq names its product target of Nesh-SH3-like. Gene Ontology annotation, molecular function: protein binding. The coding region runs from base 3 to 2555 and encodes 850 amino acids. Gene Ontology annotation, biological process: extracellular matrix organization; positive regulation of cell-substrate adhesion. The record is from RefSeq and is a predicted model, not a curated record. The transcript has 22 exons. Lineage: Eukaryota; Metazoa; Chordata; Actinopteri; Elopiformes; Megalopidae.
ACAUGAAGGUCCGCAUCAAUGCAACAGGUGACACCAUUGUGCUCAAGUUUGUCCGCCCCAACCCUGACAUCAAGUUGGAAGGCUACAUUCUGGGGUAUGGAAGCAGCAUGUUCUCCAAGCAGUAUAUCCAACUUCCUGAGAAUGGGGAACCCUAUGAGACAGAGAUAGAUGCAGAGCCGAAGUACCUGGUUGCCGUACAGCCCAUUCCCACCAAUGAGGUGAAGAAACAGUGCACAGGAAAAGUCAGCCUAGACAAGCCCCUCCACCUAGUGAUUGGUUCCGUGACUCCCACCUCAGUGCUGUUGUCCUGGGGAACCCUCCUGAAGACGCCUUACGAGGGAAACGUCAUGAAUGACUGCUUGGAGGAUGGGCACUACACUGUCCGCUACCGGGAGAGGAACAGGAAAUGGAACUAUCAGACCUGCCCAACCAGUGACACUGUGAUCGACAACCUGAAGCCCAACACACCUUAUGAAUUUGGAGUCCGGGCGAACCAGGACAAACACAGGGGAGUGUGGAGCAAACAUGUUGUUCAUAACACCAACAUGAGUGACAAAUCUAUUCAAAAACCAUUCAAGCCUGUGGCCCCCAAUGCAAAGCCUGUGAAGCCAAGUAUGGCUGGACCCAAUACACUCUUCCCAGUUAGACCUGACAUUCACAACAGGACCCAACCCAAAGCACCCACCCUGUCCAAAAACCCCACGUUCCCAGGAGCUCCCCGAACAUCUCUUGCACCACCUAAAAACCACCCAGAUCAGCCACCCUCCCCUGUGACAAGGCCUCAAAGUGUGCCCCAGAGACCACAGUUACCCCUGGAUGUUGCACAGCCUCAUUCAGGAAGUGUGAGCACUUUUAGAAAUGUUGUGCCCCACUCCACUGACAUACUUCCUGUGACGUCCUACCCCCAAAUCCUGUCCACCAAACCCCCCAGUACCUCAGCCUCCCCCACGACUAAUGUCCAUCAAAAUGGUGCAAAGCAUCAGGGACAGACGCAGGCCUGGGCACCUAGCAACACCCAGAGGCCACUCACUCCUUUGGUACCUCGAUCUACCUCAGACACCCUGGGUGAAGCCUCCGUCCCCCACACAGCUCCUGGCCAUUCACAGGACAAACAUUCUCUGCCCAGCCCUACCUUCACCAGUGAGAAAACCCAAAAUAAUGACUGGGAUGAAACUGACCAAAGGAGCUCAACCUUCUCCAUUGCAAACGUCCCUCAGAACUUGAUGGCUGUUGCCAUGCCAACCAGAAACCCAACAUCUCAAGGCAGAGACCCUCUUUCUCCUUCUACUUACGACACGCGACAGCAUUUCCUUCCCAGGGCGACUGACUCCUCCCAGACCUCCACACGAGGGGCCAGUGGUGAACAUGAUAAGGAAUUCAUUCCUCCCAAACCAGUCAUGUGGCCGAAAAUGCCAAUGGGGUCUCCUGCUCAGCGCCCCUCCCUCCCAGCCAGCCAGACCAUCAACCAAGUUGACAAACAUGAGAUUAAGGGCAAGGACAAUGAAAAGGUCAUUGACCUUAAGCAGACAGAUGAGGGCUUGAUCCCAAAGCCCAACACGCCUCCUGCAACGGCAAAGCCCACCAAGCAUGAGCAGCGUCAGACAACAACAACGGCUGCUCCAGUGGUAGCAAUGCUUAAUGUCAGCCGAUUCGACAUGUGGGACAACUCCUCUGUGUUCAGCCCUGUCCCUAGCUCCGAAGUGGAUGCCAUGGGCAAGCCUCGCUUCAUUGCCCCUCAUGUGAUCUACAAGACGGACAAGAAGCCGGAAGAGCCCUGCUCCAUCACCAACUCUCUCAGUUACUUCCCAGAGGAGGAUGUUGGGGAGCUAAACGUGACGGGCCCGCCCAGGGCGCCACCUUCUAACCUCACUGUGGUGACGGUAGAGGGCUGCCCAUCCUUUAUCAUCCUGGACUGGGAGAAGGGUGACAACGAGACCACAGAUUAUGAAGUCACUUCCACUGCCAAAGGGCCAGAUGGUGAGGAGGUCUCUGUCCUGAUUACAAAUCAGACGCAUACCGCUGUGGAGAACCUAAAACCGAACAGCAGUUAUGAGUUCAAAGUGAAACCUUUCAAUGAGCUUGGAGAGGGCCCAUCCACUGAAGCAGUAGCAUUCAACACAGAGUCUGCGGACCCCCGAGUGAGUGAGAAUGUCUCAGGAAAGGAUGCCAUCUGGACACAGUUCCCUUUCAAGUCCGAUUCAUACUCCGACUGCAAUGGGAGGCAGUACGUGAAGAGGACCUGGUACCGCAAGUUUGUAGGGAUUCAGCUCUGCAACUCACUGAGAUACAAGAUCUACUUGAGCGAUUCUCUCACAGGAAAGUUCUACAACAUUGGGGACCAGACGGGUCAUGGCGAAGACCACUGCCAGUUUGUGGACUCCUUCCUGGAUGGCCGGACAGGGAGCCAGCUGCUGGCUGACCAGCUCCCCUCGAGAACAGGGUUUUACAGGGCAAUGCGCCAGGAGCCAGUCAACUUUGGUCAGAUAGGUGGGAACUCUCACAUCACCUAUGUGUCGUGGUAUGAAUGUGGAACGCCAAUACCUGGGAAGUGGUAG